GAUGAGAAACAAUGCAGGACCACACAUUCAUUUUUUAUUAUCGGCAAUCAUCUUCUAUAUAUGAUUAUACAGAGAGGAGAAGAUUUAUAGCUGGGGCGAGAGCUAAAGUACAUGGUCAUGGCAAUUGAUCUGUCAAGGAUCUCUGUCCGGCCAUUCAAGGCAAGUGAAGAUGUUGACGAUGUAUUGUUAUGGUUGGGAGAUGCUAGAGUGACUCAGAACACACGAUUAAAGACCUGUGGGUCCAGGUCAGAGGCUUUGACAUUCCUGAAAGAUGAGUGUGUUCACCCCUUACGCCGGUCAAUAUGCCUUGAUGAUCGUUCCAUAGGGAUUGUUUGGGUGCUUCCUUAUUCGGGUGAUGAAAGGUACAAAGCUGACUUGGGAUAUGCCUUAGGGUUCAACUGUUGGGGCAAUGGGAUAGCCACUAAGGCAGUGAAGAUUGUUUUGUCCCAAGUCUUCCAUGAUUUCCCUCACUUGAGAAGGUUGCAAGCUUAUACUUAUUUGCGCCACAAGGCUUCCCAGAGGGUGUUGGAGAAGGUUGGGUUCCAUAGGGAGGGGAUAGCCACAGAUUUGUACUUUCCGGGGAAGAGUGAUGAUUGCUAUAUUUUUAGAUUUUUGUCAACAGAUGAAAUUCCUUCUGUGAUUGUUUAAUUAGUAAUUGGUAAUAAGUGGACAUGUUUAUCUCUUUUGCUGCAUUUGGUACAACUAUUGCAAUAUAAUUUGUUUUUUGAGCAA
Glycine soja is the source of this 732-nucleotide messenger RNA. Its product is annotated as putative ribosomal-protein-alanine acetyltransferase. Gene Ontology annotation, molecular function: acyltransferase activity, transferring groups other than amino-acyl groups. The record is from RefSeq and is a predicted model, not a curated record. The transcript has a single exon. NCBI's taxonomy places the organism in Eukaryota, Viridiplantae, Streptophyta, Magnoliopsida, Fabales, Fabaceae. The coding region runs from base 112 to 648 and encodes 178 amino acids.